This is a messenger RNA of Ostrea edulis (European flat oyster), 1372 nucleotides long. RefSeq lists its product as uncharacterized. NCBI's taxonomy places the organism in Eukaryota, Metazoa, Mollusca, Bivalvia, Ostreida, Ostreidae. The record is from RefSeq and is a predicted model, not a curated record. The coding region runs from base 1010 to 1372 and encodes 120 amino acids. The transcript has 3 exons.
AAAACAAUUGGAAAUACUAUUUAGAGAUGUGCAUGCUCUUGUGAAAAAUAACCGCCCAUUAUCAGACAUUUAAUGGAUGACAGGGUUGGACAAGGCAAAGGGGAUAGACUGCGGUGAAACAUAUGCCAAUAGAAAAUCAGGAACUGUAUUUCUAGAAUAUAUUGCCUUGCAUGAAAGCAACAAAGUGUCAGACUUAGUUAAAACCGCCAAGUUUUAUAGUCUGAGUAUGGAUGGUAGUACAGAUAGAACUGCGUUGAACAGGAAACUUUGUUCGCAUUUGUAUUCAAGGAAAAUUGGAAACAAAAUUCUUGUGUAUUGGUGAACCAAAAUCCAGGGCGUCAGUUGACCUUCAUGCCUUUGUGUUAGAAAAAAUUCAAAGAUAUUAUCUCCAUUCAACCGACCUAGUCGGCUUUGGAUGCGAUGGAGCGGCAAAUAUGGUAAACAAUUUGUUUAUAAUUUAAAAAGUUAUUCUUAGUACACAUUCUUUAUUUCUUAUAGUAUGGUGAAUGAUGUGACAGGAUAGCAUUCAUGAAUUCCCUGCUGUUAUAUUUGCAGUUAAAUUUACUCAGCUCUUUUUCUUUCUUAGAUGGGUAAGAAGGGAGGUUUGGUUACCCUGCUUAGGAAAGACACCCCUGAAAUAAUUGCUGUUCACUGUCAUGCGCACAAGCUCGAACUAGCGUUCAAAGAUGUGAUGAAGGCUGAUACCAUGUAUGCUAGACUGACUACUCUUUUGCUGGGGAUAUACUAUUUCUACAAACGCAGUCAUAAGCAGCGCAAGUGCCUUAAGAGCACAUUUAAGGUAAACAACAAAUACAUGCAUGGUUCUUUUACAGUAAUUGAUGCUUCAAAUCUUGCAAUUGAUUCUCCAUUUCACUCUAUUGUGUUAAGGUAAUGGAAAUUAAAGGAACCAUGCCUCAUCGCGUAUCUGGAAGUAGAUGGAUGCCCCAUAUGCAAAGAGCACUCACCACAUUAUUCAGAGGCUUUCCAGCAUAUCUCGUGCACCUGCAGAAUGAAUCCCACAAAAAUGCUAAAGUUGAUGAAAGUUACACUAGCAGAUGUUCAUCUGAUGGCCGAAGCUACAAUUCCAUUGCUGAAUUCACUUAAAUACCAUAAAAGUGAGAUACAUGUACUGGUGCAGAUUGAGGGCUGUAAGGAACUAUCUGGGAUAUCAUUGACAGUGCAAGGCAGGCCUUUAAACAGCACUAUUGUCCUAGAGAAGCUGAUUGACAAGAUCACACAAGCAAUAAAGUCCAGAUUCAGUGAUUUAAAUGAUGUACAGUUCACAGAAGUUUCAAAUUUCAGCAACUGGCCUGUUGUGUUGAAGGGUAAUUAUAAAAAUAUUUUGGACAUUUCAUCAUCUUACUUUAAAUAA